GCUCACAAAUUCUACCCAGGCUCCCGCGGCACCAUGUCUCAGGCACUCCGGCUCCUCGCGCGCUCGCGUCGCCUGGUGCGAGUUCCACCGUCAGCCUCAGCCUCGGCUCCCGGCCUAGGUGGCGCGGCCUCCCUCCCAUUCCGGCCCCCGAACGCCGCUCGAAUGGCUAGCCAAAAUUCCUUUCGGAUAGAGUAUGAUACCUUUGGUGAACUCAAGGUCCCAAAUGAUAAGUAUUACGGCGCCCAGACUGUGAGAUCUACAAUGAACUUUAAGAUCGGAGGCGUGACGGAGCGCAUGCCGAUCCCAGUUAUUAAAGCUUUUGGCAUCUUGAAGCGAGCAGCUGCGGAAGUAAACCAGGAUUAUGGUCUUGAUCCAAAGAUUGCUAAUGCAAUAAUGAAGGCUGCAGACGAGGUAGCUGAAGGUAAAUUAAAUGAUCAUUUUCCUCUCGUGGUGUGGCAGACUGGGUCAGGAACCCAGACAAAUAUGAAUGUAAAUGAAGUCAUUAGCAACAGAGCAAUUGAAAUGCUGGGAGGUGAACUCGGCAGCAAGAAACCUGUGCAUCCCAAUGAUCAUGUUAAUAAAAGCCAGAGCUCCAAUGACACUUUCCCCACGGCCAUGCACAUUGCUGCCGCUAUGGAAGUGCACGAAGUGCUGCUGCCGGGGCUGCAGAAGCUGCACGACGCUCUGCAGGCGAAAUCCAAAGACUUCGCCCAGAUCAUCAAGAUUGGGCGCACGCACACCCAGGAUGCUGUCCCGCUCACUCUUGGGCAGGAGUUUAGUGGUUAUGUUCAACAACUGAAAUACGCCAUGAUGAGAGUAAAAGCUGCCAUGCCAAGAAUCUAUGAGCUCGCGGCUGGAGGCACCGCUGUCGGUACUGGUUUAAAUACUAGAAUCGGCUUUGCCGAAAAGGUUGCUGCAAAAGUGGCCACGCUCACAGGCCUACCUUUCGUUACAGCUCCGAAUAAAUUCGAAGCUUUGGCUGCUCACGAUGCUCUGGUUGAACUCAGCGGAGCCAUGAACACAACCGCCUGCAGUCUGAUGAAGAUAGCGAACGAUAUCCGCUUCCUGGGUUCUGGUCCUCGCUCAGGUCUGGGAGAACUGAUUUUGCCUGAAAAUGAGCCAGGAAGCAGUAUCAUGCCAGGCAAGGUGAACCCUACGCAGUGCGAGGCGAUGACCAUGGUGGCCGCCCAGGUCAUGGGGAACCACGUUGCUGUCACCGUUGGGGGCAGCAAUGGACAUUUCGAGUUGAAUGUUUUCAAGCCAAUGAUGAUUAAGAACGUGCUGCACUCAGCCAGGCUGCUGGGGGACGCGGCCGUCUCCUUCACCGAGAACUGCGUGGUGGGGAUCCAGGCCAACAGGGACCGGAUCGACAAGCUGAUGAACGAGUCUCUGAUGCUGGUCACCGCGCUCAACCCUCACAUAGGAUAUGACAAGGCGGCGAAGAUCGCGAAGACAGCGCACAAAAACGGGUCGACCCUGAAGGCGACUGCGAUUGAGCUCGGCUUUCUCACGGCCGAGCAGUUUGAUGAGUGGGUGAAGCCGAAGGACAUGCUGGGUCCAAAGUGAUUUCAGUGACUUUAUAAUAAAAAUAUGCCAUAUAAAAUUUAAAAA
Molecule: messenger RNA, 1611 nt
Organism: Molossus molossus (Pallas's mastiff bat)
Lineage: Eukaryota; Metazoa; Chordata; Mammalia; Chiroptera; Molossidae
Gene: FH
Product: fumarate hydratase
Exons: 10
Coding region: 34-1566 (510 amino acids)
Biological process (GO): fumarate metabolic process; tricarboxylic acid cycle; malate metabolic process
Cellular component (GO): mitochondrion; tricarboxylic acid cycle heteromeric enzyme complex
Molecular function (GO): fumarate hydratase activity
Source: RefSeq, a predicted model, not a curated record